Messenger RNA from Eruca vesicaria subsp. sativa (arugula), 867 nucleotides. NCBI's taxonomy places the organism in Eukaryota, Viridiplantae, Streptophyta, Magnoliopsida, Brassicales, Brassicaceae. The record is from the annotation of a GenBank genome assembly.
AUGGAGACCUUUGAGGAAAGCUCUGAUCAUCUCUUUGAAGACUUGAUGAUCCCUGAUGGUUUCAUGGAAGAUUUUCUAUUUGAUGAUGCUGCUUUUGUCUCAGAACUAUGGUCUCUAGAACCUGUUAACCCAGUUCCUAAACUGGAGCCUAGUUCACCGGUUCUUGAUCCAGAUUCCUAUGUCCUAGAGUUUCUGCAGAUGGAAGCAGAAUCAUCAUCAUCAACAACAACUACAACAACAGCAUCACCUGAGGUUGAGACUGUCUCAAACCGGAAAAGGUCAAAGAGAGUUGAAGAGACAAGGCAUUACAGAGGCGUGAGAAGGAGGCCAUGGGGCAAAUUUGCAGCAGAGAUUCGAGAUCCUGCCAAGAAAGGUUCCAGGAUUUGGCUAGGCACUUUUGAGAGUGAUAUUGAUGCUGCAAGAGCUUAUGACUAUGAAGCCUUUAAACUCAGGGGAAGAAAAGCUGUGCUCAACUUUCCUUUGGAUGCAGGAAAGUAUGAUGCUCCGGUCAAUUCUUGCCGGAAGAGGAGAAGAAGCGAUGUAACAGAGCCUCAAGGAACAACUACGAGUACUUCAUCAUCAAACUAAUGUGACUAGUGUUGCUUAAGUUUAUACUAUAGGUAAAUAUCUAAGUAUGUGAACUAUUAUGUAUAGAGCCAAGGAUAUGUUGGAUUAGUGUAGUUAAUGUGUUGCAAAAUAUGUACUAGAAAAUUUCCUGUAACAAUGGAACUUCAGAUCAAAGUUUCAAAAAAAAAGACAACUUCAGUGUUCUUUCGUCUCUUAGAGAGCUUCAGGUUGUCAGAAACAAGUUUUUGUCCAAGAAUAUGUAAGACUCCGAGUUGUGAUAUAUAGAAAGGUUUAACAGAA